This is a messenger RNA of Schizosaccharomyces osmophilus, 570 nucleotides long. Its product is annotated as But2 family protein. Bases 1 to 570 code for a protein of 189 amino acids. NCBI's taxonomy places the organism in Eukaryota, Fungi, Ascomycota, Schizosaccharomycetes, Schizosaccharomycetales, Schizosaccharomycetaceae. The record is from RefSeq and is a predicted model, not a curated record. The transcript has a single exon.
AUGAAGUUGUUUUCCUCCGUUUCUCUUUCUUCUGCCUUAUUCUCCCUUUUAGCUUGUAGCCCAAUUUCUUCUCUUGCAGCUCCUCUAACCGACCGUUCUGAUAUCAAACAGAAUGAAGAGUUUUCUGUAAUGAGCCUCCGCUCAGGUAACGGUAACGUUCAUUUCCAUUCCUUUUAUGUUGGUGACAACAAUAACGUCUACCUCGAUCCUUAUGAUAAUGGAAAUGAAGCGGCCAAAUUCACUUUAGCAGAUACUUAUUUACUCCAUGAAGGAUUUUCUGCUCACCUUGGCGAUAACGGUGCGUUAUACUUUCAACGUAAUGAUGAGGGUUCCAUUCUUGGAUUUGAUUUUGGAGAACGCAUUGCUUCUGGCUAUGCUCUGGAACUUCAUGGACAAAGCCCUGUAGCUUGUCCUAUCGAAGAAAAUUCCUCUGUUUACUCUGUCUUUUUUGGUAAAGGAAAUGGUAAUAGCAAGUGUGUUGGCUUUACAGCCCUUGCAAUUCCAAAUAAUCCUGUUUCUUCUUCUUCUUCUUCUUCUACUGCGGCCCCUUCCAAUGCUGCUAAAAUAUAA